Molecule: messenger RNA, 917 nt
Organism: Corylus avellana
Lineage: Eukaryota; Viridiplantae; Streptophyta; Magnoliopsida; Fagales; Betulaceae
Product: tubulin alpha-6 chain
Source: RefSeq, a predicted model, not a curated record
UCCAGCAGGCCAAGCAACACUCUCAAACCUCGCGCGAUGAAAUCACUUUAACUUUUACGUCUCCUUUGACGCGAAUUUACCAAAUGGCCUCUCUGCAAAUCCUGAAAUCCACUUUCACUGCGAUUUCAAUUUCCCAUUCCAACUUUCCCGGAAAAUCGAGGUGGGUUUUCUCGGAAUCGGAUUCCAGGAAAAGGCUUCUGAGGUUGGGUUGUUGGAGGAGCUCCAGGUACUGUACGAGCAGAAGCUUCAGGGUCUGUUGCGAAGCUCGGGACGACGAUAACCAAAGCAAGGGUGAAGAACCUCCUGAGUCAUUAUUUAUGAAGGAAUUGAGGAGGAGAGGCAUGACUCCGACUUCAUUGCUUGAAGAAACAAAAAGGAGCAAUUAUGGACUAGAUAGUGAGAUAAACUUGAAGGAAGAAGAUAGAGGAUUUUCUAAUAGAAGUGCAGUCUCAACUGAACUUGAGAAAAGCCUAUCUAAUCAAAGGGAGCGCUCCAUGGCAUUGAACAGUGAAGGCCUUGAGGGGUUAAUUCCUCGGGCUAAACUUUUGUUGACUAUUGGGGGAACAUUCUUCUUUGGAUUUUGGCCGUUGAUCCUCAUAACUAUUGCCGUCUUUUGUGCUCUCUACUUCUAUUUUGGACCAACUUUUGUCCAUGAUGCAAGCAAGACACCUAUUUCGCCGCCCCCAUAUAUUGAUCCGUAUGCACUUCUGGAAGAUGAAAGGAUUUCACAAAUUGCCCCGCGUGUAAAUUAAAGGGCAAUGUUAUCACAUACAACAGCCUCUUAGAACUCCAAUUACAUAUUUCCUUGGCUUAAUUAAUCUCCUUACUCUUGUCUAUUCUUUCCCCGUGUAAAUCCUACAUUGGUAAAGAACUUUUCAAAUCAUUUUAUAAUGAAGUGUCUUGCACACCAUUAUCUA